Periconia digitata is the source of this 2286-nucleotide messenger RNA. The record is from the annotation of a GenBank genome assembly. Lineage: Eukaryota; Fungi; Ascomycota; Dothideomycetes; Pleosporales; Periconiaceae.
UUUCUUUUUGCGGCACACUCGAAUAUUGUCGACGAGGAUCGACCCCACCACGAAGAAACGCAACCACCCAACAUGUCUACCGCAUACGAUAACCUCCCUAUGGAGGACGACGAAUUUGACGAGUCACAAGUCGAUUUUACUGAUCUCGAAGAACAAUAUCAGGUGCGGCUAGACGAGGGGUUGGACGCUUUCGUUGUUAUCGAUGGCUUGCCCGUUGUUCCCGAGGACAGCAAGGGCAAAUUGGUCAAGUUCAUCCUGAGAAAAUUGAACACAGUCGGCCGGGUCAAGGAUGACGGAGUGCACAUGCCUGUGGGCGAGGACGGAAAGACUGAAGGAUAUGCUUUCGUCGAAUACAACGCCCCAAGCGAGGCUAUCGCCGCUGCAAAGCAGCUUCACCUUACCGCGCUAGACAAGAAGCACACUAUGCUUGUGAACAAGCUUACCGACAUUGACCGCUUUGGAAAGGAAGGUCGUGUUGACGAGGAAUACACCCCACCCCAAAUCGAGCCUUUCCAGCAGAACGAGCACUUGCGAUCAUGGCUCGGUGACAGCGAGGGCCGUGACCAGAUGGUCAUGUUCCGCGGCGAGAAAGUCGGUGUCUUCUGGAACAACAAGGACGAUGCGCCCGAGCCUGUCGUCGAUCGUGAGAACUGGACCGAGUCGUUCGUGCAAUGGUCACCGCAGGGAACUUUCCUUUGCUCGAUACACGCUCAAGGUGUGCAACUUUGGGGUGGCAAGCAAUGGAACAGGCAAAAACGUUUCGCACACCCUGGUGUCAACCUGGUCGAUUUCUCGCCCGGCGAGAACUACUUCACCACCUGGUCACAUCGGCCGCUCCAGGUCGACGAAAACCACCCCGUCCCGACCUUGUCGCUCGAGGAGGACGGCAAGAACUACAUCAUCUGGGACAUCGCAACUGGCAAGCCUCUCCGUUCUUUCGCCACUCUGGAUGUGCCCACAUCGACCGACGCUGAAGGCAACCCUGUGAAGAAGAAGAUGCAGUGGCCUACGUUCAAAUGGUCAGCCGACGACAAAUAUGUUGCUCGCAUGACCCAAGGCCAAUCCAUCUCCGUCUACGAACUCCCCCGCAUGAACCUCUUGGAAAAGACCUCUGUGAAGAUUGAAGGUGUGAUGGACUUUGAAUGGGCGCCCGCCACCCCCAAGCGUGAAGGUAUCAAGACUUACGAACAACUCUUCUGCUACUGGACUCCCGAGCUCGGCAGCAACCCUGCCAAGGUCGGUCUCAUGUCUAUCCCCUCCAAGGAGAUUGUGCGUACGCGAAACCUGUUCAAUGUCUCUGACGCCAAGCUCCACUGGCAAUCGGAAGCCGCAUACGUGUGCGUGAAGGUCGACCGUCACUCCAAGUCCAAGAAGUCCAUGGCGACCAACCUCGAGAUUUUCCGCGUCAAGGAGAAGGGCGUCCCCGUUGAAGUCGUCGACUCUAUUAAGGACACCGUCAUUAACUUCGCUUGGGAACCCAAGGGCAACCGUUUCGUGCUCAUCACCACCGGAGAGAUCCCUGCGCAAACCGCAGUGCCUCCCAAGACUGCCGUCUCCUUCUUUGCGCCCGAGAAGAUCAAGGGUGGAGGUGUAGGUAACUUCCGUCACAUCCGCACUGCCGACAAGAAGAACAGCAAUGCCAUCUACUGGUCACCCAAGGGCCGUUUCGUCGUAGUAGCCACCCUCCAGUCCCAGCAAUCCUUCGACCUCGACUUUUGGGACCUGAGCUUCGACAAGCCCAAGGAUGAGGCCGAGAAGGGCGAGAAGGAGCUCCACGCCAACCUUCAGCUCAUGGCCACGGCAGACCACUACGGUGUUAGUGACAUUGAGUGGGACCCGUCAGGUCGUUACGUCGCCACCGUUGCGUCUGCAUUCCGACACCAUAUGGAAAACGGUUACCACCUCUACGAUUUCAAGGGCACGCUUCUCCGCGAAGAAGCCAUCGACCGCUUCAAACAACUCAUCUGGCGCCCCCGUCCCCCGACCCUCCUCACAAAGGAAGAACAAGCCGAGAUCCGCAAGAACCUCCGCAACUACAGCAAAGUCUUCGACGAGCAAGACACGGCCAAGAAGAACACGGCAGACAAGGCCGUCAUCGAAGCCCGCCGCCGUCUCCUCGAGGAAUGGAACGCGUGGCGCGAUAGCAUGCGGCUUAUGCUCGAAGAAGAGGGCGCGGAGAUUGAGCUCAACGAUGGCAAGGUACUGCGUGAUGUCGAUGGCGAGGUCGAGGAGAUUGAGGAGAUUGUCGAGGAGAUUAUCGAGGAGAGCGAGGAAGUGAUUUCCUAG